This is a messenger RNA of Chaetura pelagica (chimney swift), 550 nucleotides long. It is a transcript of the gene CPLX2, whose product is annotated as complexin 2. NCBI's taxonomy places the organism in Eukaryota, Metazoa, Chordata, Aves, Apodiformes, Apodidae. The record is from RefSeq and is a predicted model, not a curated record. Gene Ontology annotation, molecular function: syntaxin binding. Gene Ontology annotation, cellular component: SNARE complex; terminal bouton. The transcript is spliced from 3 exons. Gene Ontology annotation, biological process: regulation of neurotransmitter secretion; synaptic vesicle exocytosis; neurotransmitter transport. Bases 71 to 475 code for a protein of 134 amino acids.
UGGUUGGCGAGCCUGGACAGCAGUGGAUGAGCGCUGGGCACUGGCCUAGCCACGCACACACACCGGCACCAUGGACUUCGUCAUGAAGCAAGCGCUGGGUGGGGCUACCAAGGACAUGGGGAAGAUGCUGGGGGGUGAGGAGGAGAAGGACCCUGAUGCGCAGAAGAAGGAAGAGGAGAGGCAGGAAGCCCUGCGCCAGCAGGAGGAGGAGCGGAAAGCCAAGCACGCCCGCAUGGAAGCUGAGAGGGAGAAAGUCCGGCAGCAGAUCCGUGACAAGUAUGGGCUGAAGAAGAAGGAGGAGAAGGAGGCAGAGGAGAAAGCCGCGCUGGAGCAGCCUUGUGAGGGCAGCCUGACACGCCCUAAGAAGGCGAUCCCAGCGGGCUGUGGGGACGAGGACGAGGAAGAGGAGGAGAGCAUCCUGGACACAGUCCUCAAGUACCUGCCUGGCCCGCUGCAGGAUAUGUUUAAGAAGUAACAGCACCACCAACCCUGCCAUGGGGUACUGGGGCACGGGCGCCCUCUCCCCUCUGACUCCUCCAUUAGCUCCCUU